This is a messenger RNA of Lobosporangium transversale, 763 nucleotides long. RefSeq lists its product as hypothetical. The record is from RefSeq and is a predicted model, not a curated record. The transcript has 2 exons. NCBI's taxonomy places the organism in Eukaryota, Fungi, Mortierellomycota, Mortierellomycetes, Mortierellales, Mortierellaceae. Bases 85 to 678 code for a protein of 197 amino acids.
CACAUUCAAGCCUGCCUUACUCCCUCAAGCCUACACUCUAGCCUGCCCUAUACUACCAUUUCCUAAAUUUACCCUACCUCAAGUAUGCAUCAAGCCGUCGCCUUAUUGGUUGCGAUCUUUGCGAUCAUUAGUGUGGUCAUUGCAGAACCCUUGCUUCCAAAUGGCUACUACCGUAUUUACAAGGGAAACCACCGCGUGCCCUCCAAGAACCGUUAUUUCACUGCUUAUCCAGAUGACAGGACUGGCUCUGUGAAGAUUGAGCUCAAAACUGAAGAUGAACUUCAAGUAUGGCGACUCCGCAAUCAUGACAACGGCAAAGUGUCCCUUGAAGUCUACGAUGAAGAUGCAGAUGAGAGCAAAUACCUUUCGGAAGGAAGAUCUGGAGCCCUUCCAGGAGCACAUCUUGGUGUUACUGAAAAGCGUCAAAAGUGGUUCAUCACCAAGGUUGGAAGAAGCUAUUACACUAGAUAUAUGCUCACUCACCCGAGAAAGUUCCAUAACCAGACACUUGUUGUCAGCGAGAGCAACUCUUAUGAGGAGGAUGUUACCAAGCCAAACUGGGUGUCUUUUAGGUGCGAAGGCCAAACUAACUACACUCUGGCCUGGAAGUUUGCGAGGGUCUACCCCGACGAAGAUGAAGACGCGAAGCACAAUGAGAACGGCGAAGACGACAAGUAAAUAGUCGAAGAUUCGAGCCAGGCCUUCAGUUAAGCUUCAAAUUCAUCUUUGAAAACAAUCCUUUUCCCAAUGCAGAUAUUUGUAG